Messenger RNA from Aspergillus sclerotioniger CBS 115572, 2277 nucleotides. RefSeq lists its product as uncharacterized. Lineage: Eukaryota; Fungi; Ascomycota; Eurotiomycetes; Eurotiales; Aspergillaceae. The record is from RefSeq and is a predicted model, not a curated record. The transcript is spliced from 3 exons. Bases 286 to 2277 code for a protein of 663 amino acids.
ACCUAGUUCACAAAUUCUCUCUCUCUCUCUCUCUCUCUCUCUUUCGUGUUUCCCUUCCCCAUCUUCCUUGAUAUCGUGUUCUCCUUUCGAAUAACUUUGAAAGCGAAAAAAUCUCAUCUCGUUCGUUCAUCGUUCUUGCUGCUAUUGUUGUUGUUGAUGGACUUUGGUCUUUCACACGUCAUUGCAUACGAAACAUUCUGAACUUAUCUUCCUUGCUAUUUUGUGCCGUGAAGCGAAAAGAAAAAGCUGGUGUUGUACGCCGGUAGAGAGAGAAACAAUACUAGUAUGCAACGACGCGGUUCCUUCUGCACGUCGGAGUUGCCUUGCUUCGUUGAAUCGUUGGAUUGUUUCUUUUCUGUGUCCCGGACGGGUGACAACCUGAUGGGACCGAAUAUUCGUCGGACGAGGUCUUCGGACCCGGUCCUGCCUUCUUUGCCUCAGGUGGAUGGCUCUGGGGAGAAACGCAAGGUGAAGAAAGCGAAGUCGAAGAAGAAGAGUAACAAAAGUAAGAAGAAUAAGGGUAAGGGGAAGAGUGUCGGUGGUGAUGGUGAGGUGGUGGGUGUUGCUGCUGCUGCCCAAGAGGAGGUGGUGGUGAAGGUGAAGGUGCAGGUUGAAGGGGAUUGUGGUGAGGGUGUUGAGAAGGGCCAGAGUUGUUCACCUCCGUCUUAUGCCAGUUUUGCUGGGGAUCAGAUUGUGGACGAGAAGACCAAGACUGCGUCGGAGAUAGCUCAUGCUGCUUCCCUGAGAGAGCGCAUCUUGGCCGCGCUGAGUGUCUCGCGUGGUGAUGAGCGUGCUGGUCCGUCCGGUGCGAAGGAAAGACGUGACACUGAUGCAUCGGCUACCAAGGUUCAGUCGGGCGGUAGUGGUAUCGACAAUGACCGCACUGCUAAUGCUGCUGAGGGCAGUGCGAGUCCUGAACAACGUGCUGCAGCAGAUAAAAACCCCACCGCUGGCAAUCCGAACCCUGAUCCUUUUGCCUCGCUCGCGGACGACUCUUCGGAAGGCACAGCGGGUUUGGCUGAAAAUGAUGCUGAGACGCCCGGUAAUACCGAUCAGGCUGUCGUUGACGGUGAUGUGGUGGCCGCGGAAGGCAGCACUGCGGGUGGAAAGAAAAACAUGGAUGACAAGUUUAUCGGCGUGGAAACACUCUCAUCGCAUUUCAUUCAGCUGUAUGAGAGACGUGAUCUCUGCGACUUUCAUUUCCUUGUGAAAUCGAGCAACGGAAUGUUCCACCCCGUCAUAAUCCCUGUUCAUGUCGCCGUUGUGGCCCGAAGCCCGCUCAUCUCUGCGCUUCUACCGACUCCGCUGUACCGGCAGGGACAUCGCGAGGUUAUUGCUGUGCUCGGCGAUCAGGUCAAUCUGAUCCAUGGCUUCGAACACGCGGUCCGUAGCUUGUACGGGAUGCCUCUCCUCCAAGGCAAGCGGCUCAGGACUGCAGCCCUGGCAGUGCUGGGGUACGCUGAAGAAACCCAAGGAUCAUAUCCAUUCCCAAUCAACAUCGCCAUGGUUGAUCUCGCCUUCUCGUACGCCGCAUCGGGAGCUUUUCUACAAGUGAACAGCAUUCUCGAAGCCGGUGUUCGAAUGGCGUUGACCCUUGUUGACUGGGAUACAGUCGAACCAAUCUUUCAUUUCGGUCUCUGCGUUGACGACUUCUCUAUUACCUUAGAGGAUAGUGUCACUCCGCCAGACUCAGGGGCCGGCAACCCAAGACACGUCGUGACUCGGAGCCGGGAACUCAGAGAAAUCUGGGCUCCGCUGCUGGUCAGGGCUGCGCUGGGUUUCAUCGUUGAUAACAUCGAUUCUCAGUUCGUCUUGUACCCUCGAGCAGUGAGCAUGUGCAUUCCGAAUCGUAUCCCCGAGUAUCUUACGGCUGUGCCGGGAAUCGCUCGAUCAACGCCAAACAGACUGCCGAGACGAGAGACUGUGACCAUCUCGAGUGUCCUGCUCAAUCUCCCAUAUAAGCAUCUAAAGGACGUCUUCAAGAUCUUGACUGAGCGUCGGGUACUAUCGAACGAUCUUGCCCAGACAAUCAUUGUCGAGCGGGAAGCACGGCGGCUGAAGGGACUGCGAGCAUUGGUCAAGAAAAGCGAGCUGAUCGACUCGGAGAUACCCAGGGAAAUCAAAGAGCUGGGCUAUCAAGAGCUUCUCGUGUCCAGAAGUGUUCACUCCGAAACGGAAGGCCCAGAGUCCGUUACGAUGGAGAUCAGCUUGGAGAGAGAAUGGACUGGGUUGGAGGUAUCGGAGGCCACUGCAAGCCACACCCUCUCUCCCAAGUGA